Molecule: messenger RNA, 2536 nt
Organism: Corapipo altera (White-ruffed manakin)
Lineage: Eukaryota; Metazoa; Chordata; Aves; Passeriformes; Pipridae
Product: collagen alpha-1(I) chain-like
Exons: 4
Coding region: 452-1300 (282 amino acids)
Biological process (GO): signal transduction; regulation of DNA-templated transcription
Source: RefSeq, a predicted model, not a curated record
GGCCAGAGCAGAGCCCAGGUGUCCUGAGCAUCUGGAAAAGCCCCAUGUCCGGGCUCCUCCUACCCGACCUUCCCAUCUGGGAGACCCCCGGACCCCCCCAGGGAGGUGAAGCCCCUCGUGUGGAGGAGGAAGUGAAAGUGGCUGCGCCGAGGGACUUGGGGAGGGGGAGCGGGCGGUGGAGCCUCCUCUCUGGGGGUGACUCCUGGGGGGCACGAGCCCGGUGGAGACCGGGAGGCUCGGGGUGCAUCCACAGUGGAUGCACCUGCAGUUGGUGCAGGUGUGGGGCUGGAAGCUGCCAAGGAGGCUGCUUUGCUGGAGUGACCUGGAGGAGGGUCCCCGCGGGAGGUUCCCCCCAGGAGGGAACCAGGAAAGGCUGUUCUGUAGAAGAAGAAGAAGAGGAAAAUACGGAAAUUAGGAUAGGAAGGCUGAGCUGAAGGAGCUGCUGUGACUGAUGCUGGGAGGGGACAGGCAUGUCCCCCCCACCCCAGCUCCUCCUGGGCUGGGGGAGGAGGGAGCAGGAGGUGGCUUCUCCUGCAGACUCUCAGCAGAUCCAGGCAUGCCUGGAUUACACUCCAAGUUGGUGCUUCCAGCCAGCAGCUGCCUCCCAGGGCUGAGCAGAAAUACAGGUUUAAUGGGGGAGGAGGAGGAUGGCGAUUACACCUCGAGAGUGGCAAAAGGAGAGGCUGGUUCUCCCUCCUGCCAAGAUCCCACUGGGGCAGCGGGGAGAGCCCAGCAGCAUUCCCGGCAUCGGUGGCUGCGUUUCCCACGGGGCAAUGACCGCUCCGGAGUAACCUCGUCCCUGGGGCCGUGCGGUUUCUCGGAGUCUCUCAGCUCCACCUCCGCCUCGGCUCUCGCCGCGCGGCCCAGGCCCGUGGGGAACGCGCUGCCCGCGGGGGCACCUGACGCGAUCCCCUGUUUGCGUUCGGGGACGAGGAGCCAGGCCUGGGUGGACGGGCUGGCCGGGGUCCCACCGGUGCCUCGGCCCCUCGGCAGGGCUGUGAGACACCGGCUCUGCGGGAUCUGCUGCCGGAUCAGGCCUCGGCCCCGGCCGCUGCCACGGAACCGGCAGCGAGGUGACUGUUCCCAAGAUGUCCCUCUGGAACAUCGUGUCCCACAUGCCACAGGAGGAGUUCAGCAGCCUCUCCCCAGAGUUCCCCCGGAGCCUGCGCUGCCUCCUGGCCGACUGGCUGGAGAACCAGCCCUGGGAGUUCAUCAAUGGCUCGGACGCCUUCUGCACCAGCGUGGCCAGCAGGUUGUUCUCGGCCAUGCUGGAGAAGCUCCGCGGCGCUGCCGGGCCUGAGGGGCAGCAGUGCCAGGUCCUCCAGCAAGUCAACGGCCUCGAGGUGUGUGGGGACCCUCGGGAUGGUCCCCCUGUGACCCCCAUUUCCAGGCUCGUGGGCAACGAGCUCGUGUGGACUCAGCGAGUGGCUUUUUGGGGUGUUCCAGAUGACAGAGGGGGGUUGUUUGUGUCCCAGGGCUGUGACCUCAGCUCUGCAGACCAGUGGACCCCAGGGAGCUGCCACAUCCCCCCCAAAACAGACCCUGACCCUGUGGGGAACCUCCUGAGCCCCUCAGCCCCCCAUGGCCCCAACUGUCAACACCAGGGGCCACUUCACCAGAUUCUUCCCCAUUUUCUGCUCAAGCAUCUGAUUUCUCCUUCCUCUGUGCCGUGUGGGGCUGCGUUUCCUCCCGUCAUGGGCACUGGGUUUCGCUUUUGGGGCUGUUUCUCUUAUUGGGGCUGUUUCUCUUGUUGAGGCUGUUGGAAUUGCUCUGUUCCUCUCCCACCCUCUGAUUUAUCCCCCCUCUCUGGCCAGCGGAGCUUGGAACGCCAGGGCUGAGCAGGACUCGCUCCCAGAGCCCUGUUCAGGUUGAAAACUCUGCUCUUUGGGUAACAGACAUUUUUAAUAUCCAACAUUUGGGAAGGGAUCAGCUUUAGUCACAACUUCUGGGGAAGAGGAUGACUUUCCAGAACAAGACUCUUGCUUUUUGCAAUGGCUGCAGGAAACAAGCAGAUGUUUCAGCUCCUGCUGAAGCAGAGCUGCCCUCCCAUGUUCGUGUUCCCUCCUCUGCCCAUCCCUCAUCCCAGAACACCAAUCCCUGGUUUCUCUGUGGCUGUUCCCCUCUGUUGGUGCUGCCGUGGGCGGUGGGAGCCGGGUGCUCCCCAGGAUGGGUAACCACAGAGUCAGGGGUGCAGGGAGGAGCCAAACCCGGGCCUUUUGCACCUUGAAUCCCACGUUUUCCCUGGGGGAGCCCUGGGGGCUGCCAGUGCUGCACUCAGACCCCCGUGGAUCUGCAGCAGAGCUGCCUCCCACCAGGACAGGAAUGCACCGAGCACCCACGGCUGUGCCCCGCUGGGUUCUGCUGCUGUUUUGGGAAGUAGCUAAUUUGGGAAAUGGGUGAAGGCCAGAGGAGCUGGCAUAGGGCACAGGAGCUGGAACCAGCAGGGGAAUUCCUCCCUUUCCGCUGUUUUCAGUGGAAAGCAUCGAUCCACCCAGGGCAGCUCAGAGCCUCUCCCAGGUGUCAGGCUGGAAAGGCU